Molecule: messenger RNA, 2632 nt
Organism: Centruroides sculpturatus (bark scorpion)
Lineage: Eukaryota; Metazoa; Arthropoda; Arachnida; Scorpiones; Buthidae
Product: relaxin receptor 1-like
Exons: 19
Coding region: 114-2441 (775 amino acids)
Biological process (GO): G protein-coupled receptor signaling pathway
Cellular component (GO): membrane
Molecular function (GO): protein binding; G protein-coupled receptor activity
Source: RefSeq, a predicted model, not a curated record
ACAGAAUAGGGUGACGAUUAUAAACUGGGACCGGGAAGAAUUGCCAGAGUUUGUGGUACUCUCACAUCCUAUCCCGAGUGACGAUGGAUGUGCAAGUCACGUGGUAAAUCAGGAUGUGGAUGUCCUACAUCUCUUGGCCUAUCCUAUGGAUCCUUACAACGGCAUCCCUCUACUGCUCGGCCCAAGAUCACGCUAAGGAAUUCAUAUGCGAAGCUGAGAAAUUUCCAUGCGGAAAUUCUUCCAUCUGUUUAGAUAGAGUGUAUCAUUGUGAUGGAAUCGUACAUUGCGAACAUGGCGAAGACGAAGAAAAUUGUGAUGAUAUUCACGGAUCGUUGGCAUCAAUUUUAAAAGAUCUAAACAAGACGCCAAUGGUUAAUGUCGUCUAUCUUUCUUCUUACAGAAACUGCACUAUUUCUCCAGUACCUGCUGGGUGUAAUUGUCGACAGUUCACUUGGCUUUCCUGCACCAAUCUUCAUCUAAAAAAUAUACCCAACAAUCUUUCUAGUAAUAUCACCAAACUUGUUCUAUCUAACAACAGUAUCGAAACACUCGAAAGAGGAUCAUUUCAAAAUUAUAGAAAUCUUAAAAUUCUUCAUUUAGGUGGAAAUUUAAUAAGAAAAAUCGAAAAUGGAACAUUUAUCGGACUUUAUAAAUUAAAAUUUUUAUUGUUAAUGAGAAACGACAUUCAAGAGAUAUCUCGUGGUAUGUUUCAACAUUUAGACAACGUCGAUUGGCUAGAUUUAAAAAAGAAUAAAUUAAAGAAAAUGGAUGUUAGAAUACUUCAUGAUUUACCUUCUCUUCGUGUAUUUGACUUGAGUUAUAAUUAUCUUACAAUGAAAGAAACUGAAUUUCCUAGACAUAGAAAUCUUUAUUGGUUAGACUUGAGAAGUAAUGAAAUUUCUAAAGUUAAAAGUCACACUUUUUCAUGGUUAAUAAAUUUAGAAUAUUUGUCUCUUAAAGAUAAUAAAAUUGAUGAUAUUGAUGAGACUGCCUUUCAAAGACUCAUUAAGCUGACUGAAUUAAAUCUUUCUUUUAAUCAACUAAAAUUUCUUAGACCAAAGCUUUUUUACAGCUUAAGAAAUUUAUCUAAAUUGAAAUUGGAGUAUAACCCUCUAACUUCACUUCCUGUAGAGAUUUUUCAUCAUCUUAUUAAUUUGAAAUCAUUGAACUUGAGUGGAAUUGAAAUUGAAAAUAUCAAUAUACAUCACUUUAAAUCUCUAAAAAAUUUAGAAUUUAUUUAUUUUAGAAAAUUCCUCUAUUGUAGUUACGCUCCUUAUGUUCGUAAUUGCAUGCCAAAAACCGAUGGAUUAUCUUCCAUCGAUCAUCUUCUGGUUUGGCCCAUGCUUCGUUUCUCCGUAUGGAUAGUAGCAUUAACAACUUGUAUGGGUAAUACUAUAGUACUUACAUGGAGAGUUUUAUCUAGGAAAGAAGAUCACGUAUUAUCUUUAUUCAUAAAAAAUUUAGCAGUGGCUGAUUUUUUGAUGGGAAUAUAUCUUUUGGCCAUAGGAGCACAGGAUUUAGCUUUUCGUAACAAAUAUAAUAGACAUGCCCACGCUUGGAUGUCCAGUUGGCAAUGCACCAUAUGUGGCAUCCUGGCUAUGAUAUCUUGUGAAGUUAGCGUGCUUAUUUUAUCUUUGAUAACAGUCGAGAGAUACAGAUGCAUCAGGAGUAACGUUCGUGUAGUAUCCAUAACUGCAGCACGAUACAGUUUAAUUAUUAUUUGGGUAUUCGGAAUUCUACUAGCUCUGUUUCCAAUGUUUCACUGGCAGAAAGGGCAGGACUUUUAUUCCACAAAUGGGCUUUGUUUUCCUCUUCAUAUAGAUGAUCCUUACAUGUUAGGAUGGCAAUAUUCUGCGUUUGUCUUUCUAGGAAUUAACUUUACUGCGGUAAUAUUGAUUAUUAUUCUCUACUUGAGGAUGUUUCUAAUCAUCAAAGACGAUCGUCAAAGAGCAAGACCAGUUAUGAUAAAGAAACACGAGGAUAUCGUUUUAGCUAUGAGAUUCUUUUUUAUAGUGUUAACUGACUGUUUAUGUUGGAUUCCUAUCGUCGUUAUUAAAGUCAUUGCCCUCAAUCAAAUAACAAUUUCUGAUAGUUUAUAUGCUUGCGUAGUGGUAUUUAUAUUACCCAUCAACAGCGCCCUUAAUCCAGUUAUCUAUACAAUGGCUGCUCCUACCGAAUUGAGAAGGAAGUUAUAUAAAUGGUUCGAGAGAGCAUCAGCGUGCCUUAAUAGGCUGGAAUAUCUAAUUGUAUCUGAAUCUAAAACAUCAACAUCUUCCCAAAUGACACAAAGCCUCACUACAACCGAAAGGAGAUCGUCUAGUAGUGGUUCCAUUUUACAAGCAGCCGGAAUACAUUCACCCAUAGCCGAUUGCCAAGUCGAAGAAACACCAGCCAACCAAAAUCCACCUUUAGCCAAGCAAGGAUUUGAAACUAUGUUGUGAUAUGAGACACAAGUACUGCUCAAGAGUAGAAUUAUAAUUUUUCCCAUCUUAUAAUUCUUAUUUGAUUUUAAUUUAUUAUAUUAAUUAAAAAUAUACACGAUCAUAAGAUAUAAGUGAUUUAUAUAAAGCAUUUUUUAAACUAUAUAAAUUGAAAAUUUCUCCUCUUAAAAAGAAAGAAAAUGAAGAUGUAC